Messenger RNA from Trichoderma breve, 2619 nucleotides. RefSeq lists its product as uncharacterized. The record is from RefSeq and is a predicted model, not a curated record. NCBI's taxonomy places the organism in Eukaryota, Fungi, Ascomycota, Sordariomycetes, Hypocreales, Hypocreaceae. The transcript has 4 exons. The coding region runs from base 1 to 2619 and encodes 872 amino acids. Gene Ontology annotation, biological process: establishment of sister chromatid cohesion; nucleobase-containing compound metabolic process. Gene Ontology annotation, cellular component: nucleus. Gene Ontology annotation, molecular function: ATP binding; hydrolase activity, acting on acid anhydrides, in phosphorus-containing anhydrides; DNA helicase activity.
AUGGCCUUGACAGCAGAAGUCGAUAGUAUCGCUCACGAGCUGUCGAGCCUUGACUUUCACCACCCAUUCACGCCGUAUGAUGUGCAAAAUCAGUUCAUGCAAACAGUGUAUCAAGUUCUGGAGACGGGACAAGGACAAGUGGGAAUUCUGGAGAGCCCAACUGGAACUGGUAAAUCUCUCUCGCUCAUAUGCGCAUCUUUAACAUGGCUUCGAAAUCAUAAAGCUACCAAGCAGGAGGCAGAACUGCAGGUGGCGGGGGAGUCCUACAAAGACGAACCGGAUUGGCUCAUCGAGAAACUCCUGUCUCGUAAAAGAGAAGAACUGUUGAGGCAAUGGGAAGAUAGAGAAAAGCGUCUUGCGUCUUUCAGACUUAAAGAAAGAAUCCAAGAAGAACGAAGCCGAAAGCGACGCCGCGUGGAAGAUGUUAGGACUACUGUUGAAACCACAGCAGAUGAAGACGCCGAAUGGCUAUUGGAUGCUGAUGAUGACGACACACACCAAGACGAUGCCUUAUCUGGUCUAAGUAAAGAAUCGCGAGAGACUCUUGAAAAGAUUGGCUUAGGAGGACGUGUGAAGCAGACAGAGGAUGAGGAUAUCCUGGAAGAGAAAAUCAAGAUCUAUUAUACAUCCAGAACUCAUUCUCAACUGUCGCAAUUCAUCACGGAAUUGCGCCGGCCUGCGUUUCCACCCUCGCUGCCGCCGUCUGUCGCCAAGGGGUCAGAUGUCUCCUCGACCGAACCUGUGAAGCUUCUGCCAUUAUCGUCACGACAAAAACUCUGCAUCAACCCGUCCGUUGCUCGUCUUGGGUCAGUUCAAGCCAUCAACGACCGCUGUACAGAACUCCAACAGGCGAAAUCUAGCAGCAAAUGCUCGUUCGUGCCCAAGGAAGAGCUUCUAAGCCAAACCCACCAGUUUCGAGAUUCCGCUUUGGCGACACUCCCGGAUAUCGAAGACCUUCAUCUGCUGGGAAAAUCUUUGGCGGUAUGCCCUUACUACGCCUCCCGGGUGGCCCUACCUGGAGCCGAGAUAAUCACGUUACCAUAUCCGCUUCUGCUGCAGCGGAGUGCUCGCGAGGCUUUAGGAAUUAAGCUUGAGGGUAACGUGGUAAUCAUUGACGAGGCGCAUAACAUCCUCGAUGCGAUAUCGAAUGUGCAUGCCGCAGAGCUGCAGCUGAGCGAUCUCCGCAGAGGUCGCCAGAUGCUUGGAGUUUAUGUCAAACGAUUUGGCAAAAAGUUGAAGGGCAUAAAUCGAGUAAAUGUCGGAAGAGUGGGUAGGGUCAUUGAUGGGCUAUCUGAGUGGCUUGAAGGUGCUUUGAAGCUCAAGAGCGAACAUGGAAUCGUUGAUCCAAACGAUCUGACGAGACACAAAGGCAUUGAUCAGAUCAACAUUUACGAGCUAAUCCAGUAUAUACAAGAAUCCAAGCUGGCCUACAAGAUUGAGAGCUAUGUUGCUCACGUUGAGAACGGAGACGAAAGCAAGAAUCCCGGACCCUCAAAAGCUGGAACACCCGUCCUGCAUAUUCUUGUUUCCUUCCUGAUCGCUCUUACGAACCUUGGCUCCGAGGGACGCAUCUUCUACCAGAAGACUCAAGGAGCAACCGCAGAUGUGAAACUUACUUAUCUGCUUCUCUCGCCCACUCAUGCUUUCUCGUCAAUUGUUUCAAGCGCUCGUGCUAUAAUCUUGGCCGGUGGAACCAUGUCGCCGUUUUCAGAUUACAAGGAUCAGCUAUUUCCCACUCUGGAUGCCGAAAAGGUAACAUCAUUAAGCUGCGGACAUGUUAUUCCGCCAGAAAAUCUCUGCGUCUGGACUCUUGCUUCAAGCAAUGCCGAAUCACCCCCAUUUGAGUUUAGUUUCAAGCAGCGAGGAAACAAAGAAAUGAUGAUUCAAUUGGGCUUGGCAAUCUUGAAUGUUUGCAAUAUUGUCCCCGACGGAGUGGUUGUUUUCUUCCCCAGCUAUGGCUACCUCGACGAGAUAGUGGCGGUGUGGCAGCAACGUCAGGGCGGAAACUCUCAAAGCACCUGGGAUCGAUUGCAGGCCCGAAAGUUCGUUUUCAGAGACAGCAAAAAUGAAACUAGUGAAGAGGUAUUACGGGAUUACUCCCAAGCGAUCCUGGGGACUAGGCCGGCUGGGGACAAGCACACCGGGGCUUUACUCCUGAGUGUUGUUGGCGGCAAAAUGUCCGAAGGCAUCAACUUUUCAGACCGGCUGGGACGCUGCGUCAUGGUCGUUGGACUGCCCUACCCAAACAUUGCAUCACCAGACUGGAAGGCCAAACUCGAGUACAUUGAAUCAACAACCGAGGCUAGGCUCAUCAAGGAAGGGCAAAGUAGCAGCGAUGCGACGGCACAAGCGAAGCAGGCUGCGCGAGACUUUUACGAAAACGCCUGUAUGCGAGCCGUCAACCAGAGUAUCGGUCGGGCAAUCCGACACCGUGGAGACUACGCGGCGAUCAUCCUUGUUGACCGAAGAUACGGCACGCCUCGAAUACGAAAUAAAUUGCCUGGAUGGAUUCAGGAUGGCCUUCAUCGAGACAGCCACGAGAAGGGACUUGGCGUGCUGAUGGGGACGCUGGGGGGCUUCUUUCGCAAGAAGUCGCAAGCAAGCAGCGGUGGCUCAUAG